Messenger RNA from Strongyloides ratti, 360 nucleotides. RefSeq lists its product as hypothetical. Lineage: Eukaryota; Metazoa; Nematoda; Chromadorea; Rhabditida; Strongyloididae. Bases 1 to 360 code for a protein of 119 amino acids. The transcript has a single exon. The record is from RefSeq and is a predicted model, not a curated record.
AUGCAAUAUAAAAUUUAUAUUUUAUUGAUAAGUAUUAUUUUUCUAUUUGGAUUUGAGAAAAGAUAUUCAUUAGCAAUACAAUGUUAUAGUGGAAGUCAAUUACAAAUGAUUGAAUGUCCAAGUAUGUCUUGUAUUAAACAAACUCUUGGAUUAGAUACUGUUCGAUAUUGUGAUGGUGUAGGAGUAUCCUCAAUUUGUCAAACAUACCAAAUUUUUGAUUCCUGCUCAAAUAUACCAAAUUUAGGGUACAUCUGUUGUUGUUCUACAGGACUCUGUAAUUCAAGUACUCAAAAUAAAGGAAAUAUUUUAUUAUCUUUAAUACCUAUAUUAAUUGGUUUGAUAUAUUUUGUAAGGAAUUAA